This is a messenger RNA of Nanorana parkeri, 966 nucleotides long. Its product is annotated as taste receptor type 2 member 125-like. Gene Ontology annotation, biological process: sensory perception of taste; detection of chemical stimulus involved in sensory perception of bitter taste; G protein-coupled receptor signaling pathway. NCBI's taxonomy places the organism in Eukaryota, Metazoa, Chordata, Amphibia, Anura, Dicroglossidae. Gene Ontology annotation, cellular component: membrane. The record is from RefSeq and is a predicted model, not a curated record. The coding region runs from base 1 to 966 and encodes 321 amino acids. Gene Ontology annotation, molecular function: bitter taste receptor activity; G protein-coupled receptor activity. The transcript has a single exon.
AUGGCAAAUUCUACAGAGGAAGGCUAUGAUCUGAUAGAUUUAACACAAUAUCUGAUUCCAUUUGGCUGUUUUGUAACAUUCUCAUUGGCAGGUCUGCUGAUACAAUCAUUUAUUGUGGUUGUUAAUGUCAUUGACUGGAUGAAGGGAAGAUCAAUAACAGGUGCUGACCAAAUCAUCACCUCUAUUGGGAUAUCACGGAUCUUCCUUCACACCACUUACCUGAUGUAUAUAGUUUUAUUGUUUUAUUUUUCAAGGCUCCCUAAACUAAUUAAUAUCUUGAAUGAUUUAACUGCAAGGACAUCAGCUUUUGCCGAUAUCUGGUUAUCCACCCUGCUCUCCAUCUUCUUCUACUUCAAGAUCUCCACCUUUCACAACAUCCUCUUUUUACGUCUGAAGGCCUUCAUAUCCAGAAGAGUCGUCCACCUGAUCAUUGCCUCUGUGCUGAUGUCUGUAGUAUACUCAUCCAUGUAUUAUGUUGCUGUAUCUAUGACGUAUUCUACGAUUUCAACACAAAACGCCACUUUAUCCUACAGACAGGAAGAGAUAAUAUCACAUGUUUAUACAGUGUGGACUGUUCUCCCUCUUCUAAUGACCUUUGUAGCUUCGCUCCUUCUCAUUAUUUUGCUCGGUUUUCACCUGAGAAGGAUGAAGAUUCGUGGGAAUGUGACGAGCAGUACAGACGCCUACCUUAGGACCAUGAAGUAUACAGUUGUCUCUUUCCUGGGCUGGGCCUUUUAUAUGUUAGGAAAUGUAUCUCCAAUAAACAUGGGAUUUUUGUUCUCUCUAUGGUGGUUUGUUCUAAUGACCAUUUUUCCAGUCCUACAUUCCGUUUUGCUAAUUUAUGUGUCAACCAAACUAAGAAACCAUUUCCUCAGGAUUGUCCGAUGUGGAACUAUUUGUCUGCGCCGCAACAGAAACCCUCCUGGACCUCGCUCUGGAGAGUCGGUGGAGGUGACCCGUUUGUGA